UACAACAAGCGCCAUUUUGUGCUUUGGUUGUUCUGAUAAUUAAACAUGUUGACUAAUGUGCACAGACAUUAUUUUAGGUUUAAUGAAGUUUAAAUCGAAUAAAAGAUGUUUCUUUGGAAGUAUCUGAAAUGAUGAAAUCAGAUUAAACUGAGAUCAAUAUUGAAUACAAAAUGAACGACUCGGGAGGCGUGGUCACUAUUCCCAUGCAGCCAAUGCCAGCGCCGGCGUUCCAGGCCUUCCAGCGGCCCAAUGCUCGCACGUUUCAGAGAAGAGGCCCCCAGCUGGACCCCAAGGGAGGGGCCCAAGACGGGGACAAUUCAGCGGGCCCUGUCAUGUUUGACGGAAAACGUAUGCGAAAAGCAGUUCAUCGUAAAACCGUGGACUACAAUUCAGCUGUUGUUCAGUAUUUAGAGAACCGAGUUUGGCAGAGAGACUACAGAGACAUGAGAGCUAUACAGGCAGAUUCCCUGUAUCAGAUUGAUAUCCCACCACCAAUGGCCAUGAUAAACAACUCAAUGAAUUGUGUGACCACAAAAUUCAUAAGAGCUUCUACCAAUAAAUUUAGAUGUCCAAUAUUUUGUCUCGCUUGGACACCAGAAGGGAGGCGAUUGGUCACUGGAGCCUCUAGUGGAGAGUUCACACUCUGGAAUGGACUCACCUUCAAUUUUGAAACAAUUUUACAGGCCCAUGACACUUCUUGCCGAGCCAUGCAGUGGAGCCAUAACGACAACUGGAUGGUGACCGCUGACCACUUUGGAUACAUCAAGUACUGGCAGUCAAACAUGAACAACGUGAAAAUGUACCAGGGGCACAAGGAGCCGAUUCGCGGGUUAAGUUUUUGCCCGUCGGAUAGUAAAUUUGCCACAUGUUCUGAUGACGGAACUGUUCGAAUCUGGGACUUCAUGAAAUGUCACGAAGAAAAAAUUCUUAGAGGUCAUGGAUCAGAUGUUAAAUGUGUAGACUGGCACCCACAAAAAGCUCUCUUAGCGUCAGGCAGCAAAGACAACCAACAGCCGAUUAAGUUAUGGGACCCGCGAGCCGGGACGAGUCUGGCCACCAUACAUGCACACAAAGCCACAGUGAUGGAACUGAAAUGGAACAAGAACGGGAACUGGCUGCUGACGGCUUCAAGAGACCAUCUCCUGAAAGUCUUUGACAUCCGUAACAUGAAGGAGGAGAUUCAGACAUUUAAAGGUCACAAGAAAGAAGCCACAGCUGUGGCCUGGCACCCUAUACACGAAGGCUUGUUUGUGAGUGGUGGAUCCGAUGGAGCGGUCAUGUUCUGGAAUAUGGGGUUAGACAGAGAAGUGGGGUCCAUGGAGGAGGCACAUGAAGGGAUGGUGUGGAGCUUGGCCUGGCAUCCAAUGGGUCACAUUCUGGCCACUGGGUCAAAUGACCAUUCAACGAAAUUCUGGACUCGAAACAGACCGGGGGAUAGAAUGAGAGACAGAUACAACCUAAAUACGCUGCCUGGAGGCUCAGAGCAUGAACUGGCCGAGUUUGAUCCUGAUGCCACAGCUGGACCUCUUAUACCUGGAAUGGGACAGAUUCCAAGUGGACAAGUGAUGGUCAGCAAGGAGGAAGAAAAAGCAGAAGAAGAAGAUCUACCGUCUAUACCUGGACUGGACUGGUCCGCUGAUGAAAGCUUCUUCAAGCAGCAGGAACAGCCCAGGAUGCCCAUCAAGAAGAUCCCCUAUGCUAAACCCAUACCAUGGGACUUUGAGCGGGCGUGGAUGACAAACAAGUUACCAAACGUAGAGAAGGAGGAUCCUAAACGUCGCCGCGACAAAGACUGGGACAAGGAUAAUAAUAACAGGAAGGACAGGCGUAACCGCGGCCGAGACCGAAGAAACAAUGAAGAGGACUGGCAGGAGGAAGAGUACGAGGAUGAACAGAUGAUUCCGGACAGUAACCAUGACAACAGGUUAAAUCCAGGUCAAAGGCCCAUGGGAGGAAUGAUGGGAAAUAUGCUGCCAGGAGAUAUGGGGAAUCAGAACAGAGGGCAAUUCAACCAAGGCCCAGGAGAUAUGAAUCAAGGCAGAGGGCCAUUUAAUCAAGGACCUGGAGAUAGGAAUCAAGGUAGAGGGACAUUUAAUCAAGGCCCUGGAGACAUGAGUCAAGGCAGGGGGCCGUUCAACCAAGGCCCAAUGCAGCAGAGAGAUGGUAUGGGUAAUAAUGGUCCUCCAGGGAAUAUGAACAUGCCUCCAGAUAACAUGGGUCCUGGUGGCAUGAUGCAGGGAAACAUGGGCCGAGGAGGAAUGAAUCCCGGGAACUUUGGCAAUAGGAAUCCUGGGAAUUUCGGUGGGAUGAAUAACAUGCCAUUUCAAAGUCCAGAUCAAAGGAAAAUGGGCCCCAAUCAGGGUCCGGGUCCUAUGAAUAAUCCUCCAAGAUUUCAAGGAAAUCAAGGUGGCCAAUUUGGACAAGAUUUUCAAGGUAUGAAUAACAUGCAGGGAAAUUCCUGGCGACAAAACAGAAAUCAGGGAGACAACUUCUCUGGUCCUGACAACUUCCAAGGGGACAAUGAUUAUCGCACUGACGUGGACUUCCGCCAGGACAACACGAAUCAGCAGGGAUUCCGACAGGACAACUCGAAUCAGCAAGGAUUCCGCGGUGGAAGAGGCGGGAGAUUCCAAAACCGCAGAGGGGGGGAUCAGGACGAAAGGUGGAACGACGGAUCAGGGGGACAGCAGUGGAGAAACGACCUCAACAUGCAGGAAAACUGGGGCUCCGACGGGGGAAACUUUAAUGAUCAGAACUUUGGGGGGAAUAUGGGGGGUGGAGGUGGCAGGGGUGGGAGAGGGAGAGGGGGUGGGGGCGGAUGGAAUGAGAGAAGAGGAGGUGGAACUAGAGGAAACAGAAAUGACGGGAACUUUAAUCAGUCAGAUCAGUUCAAUCGCAAGAGGAACUGGAACCAGGGACCAGGUGAUAAUGACUUUAACAGUGGACCUCGUAACAGUGGGUUCAAAGGAGGCGGGGGCCCCCAAGGGGGCUGGUCAGAUGACUCAGGGGGGCGAGGGAGGGGGAGGGGCAAUAGGGGAAAUCGCGGGUUCAGAGGAGGAAGGAGAGGGAUGUCCUAGCAUUGUGAUCUCAGUAUUUUCAUUUCAUCAUUACAUCGUUUGUCAGAUAUUUUGUUCCUUGCUCAGUCGUUUCAUUUUGUCAUCACAUUGUUUGUAAGAUAUUUUAGUUCAAUGCCUGUUUAAGACAAGCAAGAAACUUCAAUUGUAAAUUCAGUUUUUGUAUGUACAGUGUAAAUGUGAUGCAAAAUUCAAUGUUUAUAGGACUCUCUGAACAUUUUUCUACGGCUAUUUUGAGUGUAAUUUAAUGUGGACAUGGUAUAAACAUUCCUGAAAACAUAGGCAAACCUAAUUUUAAGCUGAGUGCCUUGGAAUUAAACUUUUCUUUGAAUUGAUGUAAAUACACAUACCGUUAUUUUACAGGGCUUUUUGCAUCAGUAAAACUGAAUAUUGUUUACCUAUGUUAAACUAAGUCAUUUUGCAAAGCAGUGCUACUGUAUAUGAUCUAUGUUUUUUAAUUGUAAAAAAUGAAACACAUUAAGAGACUCAAAAGUUGAUUAAAAUAAUACAAUACAACCUAAA
Saccostrea cuccullata (small rock oyster) is the source of this 3596-nucleotide messenger RNA. Its product is annotated as pre-mRNA 3' end processing protein WDR33-like. The record is from RefSeq and is a predicted model, not a curated record. The coding region runs from base 171 to 3077 and encodes 968 amino acids. Gene Ontology annotation, cellular component: mRNA cleavage and polyadenylation specificity factor complex. Gene Ontology annotation, molecular function: protein binding. Lineage: Eukaryota; Metazoa; Mollusca; Bivalvia; Ostreida; Ostreidae. The transcript is spliced from 16 exons.